Messenger RNA from Abrus precatorius (Indian licorice), 1440 nucleotides. Its product is annotated as polygalacturonase QRT3-like. NCBI's taxonomy places the organism in Eukaryota, Viridiplantae, Streptophyta, Magnoliopsida, Fabales, Fabaceae. Bases 1 to 1440 code for a protein of 479 amino acids. The transcript is spliced from 3 exons. Gene Ontology annotation, molecular function: polygalacturonase activity. The record is from RefSeq and is a predicted model, not a curated record.
AUGAGAUUCUCAGCGGUGAGUUUUGUCAUAGUAUUGGUUGUGGUAGAUGAAGCCACAUGUUUCACUUUCAACAGAGAGGAAAAGCUGUCAGAAUACAAGAACAAACUUGAACAAAAAUUAGCUAGUCCUUUGUUUCCCCCCAUGGCAUCACCAACCAAGAUGAGUGGGAGGGUGUUGUACCUUAGUGAAUAUGGUGCAGACCCAUCAGGGUCUGAAGAGAGUAGUGAUGCAAUUUUGAAAGCUGUGGAUGAAGCCUUUGGGUUGCAAAAGGGUCUUGAAUUGGUGAGAGGAGUGAAUGACCUUGGUGGUGUUGUCAUUGAUUUACAAGGUGGGAACUACAAAAUCAGCAAGCCCAUUACAUUCCCUUCAUCUGGUGGUGGCAAUGUUGUGGUGAAAGGAGGAACCUUGAGAGCGUCUGAUACAUUUCCUGGUGAUCGACAUCUAGUUGAGCUAUGGUCAUCAAAUUCGGGUAAACUUGAGACUAAAGAAUCACUGCAUGUUGAUGGCAUCAACGACAUUAAAGCUGAAACAAAUGCAAUUUAUUAUGAAGACAUAACCUUCCGCGACAUACUCUUUGAUUCAAGCUAUAGAGGAGGAGGAAUAUUCGUUGUUGAUUCUGCUAGAACCCGGAUCAACAAUUGCUUCUUCCUUCAUUUCACCACUGAAGGAAUUCUGGUCCAGCAAGGACACGAAACCUUCAUAUCAAGUUGUUUUCUUGGGCAGCACUCAACCGUUGGUGGCGACAGAGGUGAGAAGGAUUUUUCAGGGGUUGCCAUUGAUCUUGCUAGUAAUGAUAAUGCUGUCACAGAUGUUGCAAUUUUCUCUGCAGCCAUUGGUGUUAUGCUAAGGGGUCAAGCUAACAUUCUAACAGGGGUACAUUGUUAUAACAAGGCAACAUCUUUUGGUGGUAUAGGCAUUUUGGUGAAAUUGACAGGUAAUUCACAAACUAGAAUUGACAAUUGUUAUUUAGAUUAUACUGGCCUAGUCAUGGAAGACCCUGUUCAGGUUCAUGUCACCAAUGGCUUAUUUAUUGGGGAUGCUAGUAUUUUAUUGAAGUCUAUUAAAGGUCAAAUUUUUGGCCUAAAUAUUGUGGAUAAUAUGUUUAGUGGUGACCCCAGUACGAAGGUUCCAAUUGUAAAUCUAGAUGGGCAAUUCAGUAUCAUUGAUCAAGUGGUGAUCGAUAGAAACAAUGUGAACGGCAUGAGCUUGAGAUCAACGGUUGGGAAGUUAACUGUGAGCGGAAACGGCACAAAAUGGGUGGCUGAUUUUUCAUCGGUUUUGGUAUUUCCUAAUCGGAUUAGUCAUUUUCAAUAUUCAUUUUAUGCCCAAGACGAGCCUAAAUUUGUAGCACAUUCCGUGACCAAUGUGUCAGAUAAUGUAGUUGUCGUGGAGAGUGAGAAAGAUGCUAAAGGGUUGGUCUCCUUCAUUGUUGAACAAUAA